This is a messenger RNA of Contarinia nasturtii (swede midge), 1125 nucleotides long. RefSeq names its product juvenile hormone acid O-methyltransferase-like. The transcript is spliced from 2 exons. The record is from RefSeq and is a predicted model, not a curated record. The coding region runs from base 124 to 951 and encodes 275 amino acids. NCBI's taxonomy places the organism in Eukaryota, Metazoa, Arthropoda, Insecta, Diptera, Cecidomyiidae.
UCAAAAGAAUAGUGAAUAAAACAACAUAAAACUUAAACUAUCUUCAAUUUUAAUCGAUCACAGUUUUUGUCUUAAUUUUAUUUUUGCAAAUUGUACGGUUAACUAAUUCUGAAGAAACAAAAAAUGAAUAAUGCAGCAUUAUAUCAACGUUCAAACGGCUUGCAACGAUAUGAUGUGCAACAAGUGCUCAAAUUUUUUUCACAUGUAUUGAAAUGGCGACCAGAUGGCUGUGAUUCUUUGCUUGAUAUUGGAUGCGGCAGUGGUGAUGUUACGAUCGAUUUCAUUUUGCCCAUUUUACCGAAGAAUUUCAAACGUUUAGUUGCAGUUGAUUUAUCAAAUGAUAUGAUUCAAUAUGCACGUGAAAAUUACAUUCUCCCGAAUAUUUUCUUCAAUCAAUUCGAUUUGGGAACUGAUGUGGACAAGCAAUCUUUACGUGAAAUUGAGAAAUUUGAUCAUAUUACUUCAUUUUUUUGUUUGAAUUGGGUAAAAAACCAACAAACUGCAGUGCGCAAUUUUUAUAAGCUGCUGAAACCAGGAGGUGAUUUUUUAGUGCUUUUUGUCGCAUAUCAUCCUAUAUACGAUUUCUACAAGAAGCAAUCUAAAAGCAAAAGGUGGUCCGAAUACAUGGCUGACGUCGAUGAAUUUAUCUCACCAUAUCAAUAUUCGGAAAAUCCAGCUAUUGAGUUUCGUGACCUCUUAACUGAGUGCGGCUUCUCAAAAGUUAACGUUGAAACGCUUGAAAAGUGCUACACAUUCAAUGGAAGUGAAGCUAGAAAUGCUUUCAAUUCGUUAAAUCCAUUCAUCGAUCGCAUACCGGCUGAAAAUCGACAAGAAUAUUUGGAUGAACUUAUGAAUCUAUUUGUGGAUGCGGGAUUUGCAAUCGAUGAGGACAACAAAACACGUCGAUUUGCUCCAAUGUAUAAACUUGUGGUUGCAUAUGGUACCAAAUGAUGACCACUUGUUCUGAACCAAGAUACAAUUUUCCACAAAAAGUUUGGCUUUGAAAAAGAUGCUAUUUUUAUAAUUUUUUGGGACGGGUUUUUUAAGGACAUACGUAAAACAUAUGUGUAAAAAGUCUUUGGAAUAAAUUCAGAAAUUCAUGCCAUUUGAACAACAAACACAUAA